AUGAUGCGAACUCAGGUUGUGGCUUUUGCCUUUGCUGGCAACGAUCAUGGGCCCGUGCGCACGGAUUCCAGGCAUAACGGCGCCGGCCACCUAAUGUGCGGCCAAAGCCACGUGACAAGCGCAGAGAGCUUGCAAAGGGGCAUCGGCCCGAGCCCGGGCAAGGCAGACUGGAAGGUGCACAGAAACUCCGUUAGACAACCGAGGCCGCAGAAGGCUGGCAUCGUGACACGAGUGGGAAUAGCGCAAAAGAACGUAACCCAGUGCUGUUACAGCGAGCGCUUGGUAGCUGGGAUAGCGACUGGAAUCAGGAGCUCAGAUCCUCCCAACACGCCCUCGGCAACCACUCUGUCACACAUCACCCUGGUUCGGCUUCUGCCUUCACUAACAGGCCGCGAAACUAGAAGAAGCGGGGCCCUUCUGGCAGCCUACCCCAGCAGUCGGGGAAACUGGAUAGAAUUGGACAUCCUCAGCCAGGGCUGUGGGCUGAACACGCUCAAGCUGUCCAACGCCUACGAAGUCAUCGCCUACAUUCCAGGGGAGGGCCACAACCUGCAGGAGUUCUCAUCUGUUCUAAUGCGCGGAGGGCGUCGUAAGGACCUCGUCGGAGUCAGGUACAACCUCUGCCGUGGCGCCCGUGAUCUGCAGGGAGUGCAGGGCCGCAAACAGUCGCGAAGCAAGUAUGGUGCCGAGAAGCCUGACGACUAG
Molecule: messenger RNA, 705 nt
Organism: Symbiodinium natans
Lineage: Eukaryota; Dinophyceae; Suessiales; Symbiodiniaceae
Source: the annotation of a GenBank genome assembly